UCAGCACUAGUUCUUGUUUCUAUCGCCGCGUUUCCUCGUUGCCUUCCUCUUCUGCCGGAUUCGCCAGGAAUGGCGGCGUCUGGGGUUGGCGGUGGCAACAGAACCAAAGCCUUAGAGCUGCUGCGUUCCUUGCCCAGGGUCAGCCUCAUGAACCUGCGACCUAACGAUGGCGCCAGGCAACGGGAAAAGAGACGUGGACGUGGGUUAUAUGGAGGUAGAAAAAGUGGCCGAGGUCACAAAGGACAAAGGCAAAGAGGAACUCGACCUCGCUUAGGCUUUGAGGGAGGUCAGACUCCAUUUUAUCUGGUUAUUCCAAAAUAUGGCUAUAAUGAAGGACAUAGCCUCAGGCGCCAGUAUCAUCCCCUCAGUCUCAAAAAACUGCAAUACCUGAUUGACUUGGGUAGAGUUGAUCCCACACAACCAUUAGAUUUGACACAGCUUGUUAAUGCCAGAGGUGUAACAAUACAGCCAUCCAAAAGAGAUUACGGUGUACAACUGGUGGAAGAAGGUGCUGAUAUCUUUGCAGCAAAAAUAAAUAUUGAAGUACAGAUGGCUUCUGAGCUGGCCAUUGCUGCUGUUGAAAAAAAUGGUGGUGUUAUUACUACAGCCUUCUAUGAUCCAAGGAGUUUGGGUGUUCUUUGCAAGCCAGUGCCAUUCUUCAUGCGAGGUCAACCUAUUCCAAAGCGUAUGCUUCCUCCUGAAGAUCUUGUCCGUUACUAUACAGAUCCGAUGAAUCGUGGGUACUUGGCAGACCCAUUGAAGAUUCCAGAAGCCAGGCUGGAACUUUCCAAGAAAUAUGGUUACAUCCUACCAGAUAUUACAAAAGAUGAACUCUUCCAAAUGUUGAGCACACGGAAGGACCCUAGACAGAUUUUCUUUGGCCUUGCUCCGGGCUGGGUAGUUAAUAUGUCAGAAAAGAAAAUUCUGAAACCAACAGAUGAGAGGUUGCUAAAAUACUACAGCUCAUGAAUGCUUAAAAUUGAAAAAAAAAUGCUAGGUUUUGCAGGAAUUCUCAGAAUAUUAAAUAAUUAGUUGUAUCUGUGUUCUCUAAUUAGUUAAUACAAAUGAAAUGAUAAAACAUCAGCCAUAAUGGUUCUCCUUUUUGGUUGUCUGUAUUAAUAGUACCCUUAGCUUUUUCCAGUGUGAGAUGCAUUUAUCCUUACAGAUUAGUCUCAGAGUUUAGGCUUUUUGUAUAGCGUCGGUACCUGCAAUUUUCCCUGGACUCUGUCUACCCUUUUUUUUUCUUCCUGUGUAUCUGAUAAUAUGUAUAAAGUAGUAAUCUCUGCUGCAAUAUAUAUUUGGCCCACUAUAAAGAAUAAAUGUGAUCUGGCAGCUAAGAACGCCAAUGCAAUUCUGGGCUGCAUCAAUAAGAGUAUAGUGUCUCUAGAUCAAGGAAAGUAAUAGUACCAAGCUGUUCUGUGUUGGUCAGACCACAUCUGCAAUCUUGUGUCCAGUUCUGGGCCCCACAAUUCAAGAAGGAUAUUGACAAGCUGGAGGGUAUUUAGAGGAGGGCUACCAAAAUUGUGAAAGGACUGGAAUCCAAGCUUUACGAGGAGAGACUUAGAGAGCUGGGUAUGUUUUGUCUGGAGGAGAGAAGGUUAAGGGGUGACAUGAUAGCCAUGUUUAAAUAUUUGAAGGGAUGUCAUGUUGAAGAGGGAGCAAGCUUGUUUUCUGCUGCUCCAGAGACUAGGACAUGCAGUAAUGGAUUCAAACUAUGAGAAAAAGGAUUCCACCUAAACAUUAGGAAGAACCUCCUAACAGUAAAGGCUGUCCGAUAGUGGAAUAGGCUGCCUCGGAGGGUGGUGGAGUCUCCUUCAGAGGUUUUUAAGCAGAGGUUAGGUGGCCAUCUGUCGGGAGUGCUUUGAUUGUGUGUUCCUGUAUGGCAGGAGGUUUGAAUGGAUGGCCCUUGUAAACUGUUCUAAUUCUAUGAUUGUAUAAAUACCAGUUUUGAGUGGACAUAGACCAAGUAGCAAUAAGAAGCAGGAUAUCAAAGCUUAUAAGAUCUAUCUUUACCAUUGCAGUGUUUUCUGAAGCUGGAAAGCAGUUUCUAGUUCUGUUCCAGUUCCCUCUUUACUCGUUUUUGCUGUAUGGCUUUGGACUACCUGUCAGCUGUUGCAGUAUGAAGCAGAAUAUGGUGCUGUAGAAGAUCGGAGACAGUGUUUUAUCGUUUCUACAACUUAUCUGAAUCUGACCCUUGUACUUGAGCCAUGGCUGUAGAAGAAGCGGAAGAACCUGUGAAUGGACCACAGAUUUUUUUUCUGUGUUUUCUCCAGUCCUGUUUCUUCCCAUCCCUGGAAAAAUCAUUCCCAGGAUCAUGAGACAUAAGUGGAGAAAUAACCAUAUAGGACAGGAGGGGCUGGAGUGAGAGGGACAAGGUAGAAUUACUGUGUUUUCCACAAGAAUGGUUUGUCUUGUCUUUCCUCAUUCUGGUCCACCAGUCCACUUGGUUAUUCCACAUGGUCCCCACAGCCCCAGCCAUGAUCACUGCCAAAGUUGGAAGGACCUGUGGGAAUUGGGUGGACUCUGGGGAAAUUCCAUGUGCCUUCUAUGCAUGGAUAAUUGGGUCCAGAAGUUCCUAUGGCCAACAUCUAAAUUUGUGAUAUAUUUGUGGCAUAAUUUAUUUGUGAAAUUUGUGUCAUAAUUUAUGGCCUAAUCUAUUAGGAGGUGAAGGGAGCUGUGGAGGCAGCAAAACCUGUGAUUUUGUCCUCCCCUGGGCACUUACCCCUGUGGAGGGGCAAAUCCAUUGGCAGGCAGCUGCCAUGACCCUACACAGUGGCCAGAUGUGGCACACAGCAUCAUAUCAGCGUUCCUAUGCCCCUGCUGGCUCUGCCAGUGUAGCUGGAAUGUUAUGGCUGGGGUAGAGCUGCCUGGGACACUGGCACCCAGGGCUUGGACUUAUGCCACCCUUUUGAGUUGUAUAAGCCCACUGAGCCCAGUGAAGGACUUUUCGGGAAGGCAACCUUGCCUUCCCGCACUGCUGAAAAGUCCGCUGGAGGCGGCAAGAUGGUGCCGCAGUGGUGCCAUCCCUGGAUUAGGCUGCCCAUCAUCUUCUGACUGAUUUCUAUUAGGCCCAGUAGUAUAAAAUGGGUUUCAAAAGCAUAAUAAAUCAUCUACACAAUCUAUAAUUGGAACUUACCAGAGUCAAAGGCAAGAAUUCACAAAUGAGUAUGGCAUACCCUCAGGAAUUUUAUGAAAUGCAUUUAAAUUUAACUUCUUCCAUCUACCACAUCACUUACCAAUGUCAUAAUUGUUCAUGCAAGCUGAUCCCCGGUAUAAAGGGCCUCUUCACACUUGGGUGCUUUCCGAUUGAUUGAGUUCAUGUUCUGUUCUUUGUUGCAGGUAUUAAAUAUGGAAUGCUAGAAUGUUGUGUAAAUUGUAAAAUCCUUUGGAUAGAUAAUAGGGUAUGCCUGAUAUUCAAAGGACUGUGAAGUGAAGACUGAAAAACCAAUCCCCACUUCUUACUUGAAUAUUAUGAAGAGGCAAAUACCAAGUAAUGAAUGUAACUCUUUGUAACUAAACACACAGUUUCAAAAUUUUGUGUUUUGGUGCCUGUAGCUGCUGAAAGACAAAUAAAUACAUUCACUGGUUA
Messenger RNA from Sphaerodactylus townsendi, 3589 nucleotides. It is a transcript of the gene MRPL15, whose product is annotated as mitochondrial ribosomal protein L15. Gene Ontology annotation, biological process: translation. The transcript is spliced from 5 exons. Gene Ontology annotation, cellular component: mitochondrial large ribosomal subunit. Gene Ontology annotation, molecular function: structural constituent of ribosome. NCBI's taxonomy places the organism in Eukaryota, Metazoa, Chordata, Lepidosauria, Squamata, Sphaerodactylidae. Bases 70 to 969 code for a protein of 299 amino acids. The record is from RefSeq and is a predicted model, not a curated record.